Molecule: messenger RNA, 4583 nt
Organism: Cygnus olor (mute swan)
Lineage: Eukaryota; Metazoa; Chordata; Aves; Anseriformes; Anatidae
Gene: DCUN1D1
Product: defective in cullin neddylation 1 domain containing 1
Exons: 7
Coding region: 125-838 (237 amino acids)
Biological process (GO): protein neddylation; positive regulation of ubiquitin-protein transferase activity
Cellular component (GO): ubiquitin ligase complex
Molecular function (GO): ubiquitin conjugating enzyme binding; ubiquitin-like protein binding; cullin family protein binding
Source: RefSeq, a predicted model, not a curated record
GAGCGGGAGGCGGCGGAAGGGCCCGUGAGGAGCCGGGAGCCGCCGCCGGAGGAAGCCGCCGCCGUCGCCGCCGCCCUCAGCGUCCGCCCGAGCCGGGAGGGAAGAGGCCCGCAGAGCCCCCACCAUGAACAAGUUGAAAUCAUCACAGAAGGAUAAAGUGCGUCAGUUUAUGGUCUUCACGCAAUCUAGUGAAAAGACAGCGGUGAGUUGUCUGUCUCAGAAUGACUGGAAGCUAGACGUUGCAACAGACAACUUUUUUCAAAAUCCUGAACUUUAUAUACGAGAGAGCGUUAAAGGCUCGUUGGACAGAAAGAAGUUAGAACAGCUAUAUAACAGAUACAAAGAUCCUCAAGAUGAAAAUAAAAUCGGUAUAGAUGGUAUACAGCAGUUCUGUGAUGAUCUAGCUCUCGACCCAGCCAGCAUUACUGUACUCAUCAUUGCAUGGAAAUUCCGAGCUGCAACACAGUGUGAAUUUUCAAAGCUGGAGUUCAUGGAUGGAAUGACUGAGCUAGGAUGUGACAGCAUAGAAAAACUAAAGGCUCAGAUUCCUAAAAUGGAACAAGAAUUAAAAGAGCCGGGAAGAUUUAAGGAUUUUUAUCAGUUUACUUUCAACUUCGCAAAGAAUCCGGGACAGAAAGGUUUAGAUUUAGAAAUGGCCAUUGCCUAUUGGAAUUUAGUACUUAACGGAAGAUUUAAAUUUCUAGACCUGUGGAACAAAUUUUUGUUGGAGCAUCAUAAAAGAUCAAUACCUAAGGACACCUGGAACCUUCUUCUAGACUUUAGUACAAUGAUAGCAGAUGAUAUGUCUAACUAUGAUGAGGAAGCCAAGAACUGCUAAUUACCUUCAAUCGUUGGCGGCAGAUCAGUUCAGUGAGUGGAGGAAACUAAACUUCCUGAUACUUCCAGAACAGAGGGGAGCAAACUUCUACAAUUUUAAUAAUUAUGAACAGUUCUCAUUCCCUUUUCAUCAAGCGAAUGGGCUGCUGCCCACAAUAAGUCAACGUAGUUUAGAAAGAUUAAAGGCAGAAAAGAAUGUUCUGAUGAUUUGGAAUAAAAAGCCUUUCAGGAAAAAACCCACCCCCCCGCAAUUAUUUUAACUUUCACGUGAUGAUGGUGCACAUGAUCAGGAGAGUGGCAUCUCUUCGGAUAUCACUGCCCAUAAUGUGACAAAUGUUUAUAUGCAUUUCAGCUACCCCUUGAUAAGGAAUAUGGAAGAGCAUACGUAGUACAAUACCAGUUUUGUAGGGCAUUGGCUAUUGGGGUGCAUUUUGUUGGUUUUGGGUAAGACCACCUAUGCUGAUUCUAACAGAUGAGCGUUGCAUUCAUGCAAGAUCACAUUGUGAGCUGUAAAUGCCUUAGUGUGCUGUGACAUGGUGCUACUUAAACAUAGGCUCCUUCAUAUGAUGUUCAGUGUUUUUUUGUUGGUUUUUUUUUUUUUAGCAGUUAUUGCCAUCCUGGAUACUAGGUUUGACUUAUGGCUCCAACAGCAGUACAGUUUUUAAGCUAGAACUUUUGGUUAGGAAGAUGAAGGAGGUUAUGAUCCUUGAAAGGGUUCUGUAUUAACUGGGUUUAAAGGAAUGGAGAAAUCUUGAGCCAUAUGUUAAAUCUGAAGCAAGUAAACCAAAUUAGCGUUAUUACUAUUUUUUUUUUUUUGCUUGAAACUAGUUAAGAUUGGGAAGUAAAUAACUUUAGCUCUGAAGCUCUAAAAAAGAAUGCUGCUUUGAUCUGAUUUCUUAUGUUCUGAUCCUUUUUUUUUUUUCUCUUUUAGGGGCAUGGCCAGUUCUUAUCGAUGACUUUGUGGAAUUUGCACGCCCUCAAAUUGCUGGGACAAAAAGUACGACAGUGUAGCAUUAAAGGACCCUUCUAGAGUGUACAUAGUCUGUACAAAUACCUGAAAUGGAAAAUUGCACAGUCAAUUUCUGCUGGCUGGACUGAACUGAAGAUCAAUCCUCACAAUGUGGCUGAGGGUUGAGACAAACCUUUAAGGAUACAUCUUGGACCAUAUCGUAUUUCAUUCUUCUACUGGUGGUUUGGGCUUUUCUUCUAGUCUGGACCACUCUUGCCCGCUAAAAUUCCAACAUUGUGGAUUUCAUCAUGGAUUUUUUUUCUUGUGUGUGGACCACCCUAGUUUCAGCUCCCAUAAGUCCUAGAAGCUUUAUAAUUAUUUUGAGGUUUCUGGUUUCACAUAAAGCACAAUGCUGGUCAUCAUCAGACAGCUAUUACAUGGCAUCUGAAUUAUACAGAUCAACAUCAAAACAAUUUUUAAAGGAAUCCUUAAAUAUACACUUGGGGCUAGUUGCAAAGACUAUUGAUAGCACUUCCUUUAAGAGUGAUAUAUUUAAGUGUACUGGGUCUGAUUUCUUCCUUUUUUUUUUUUUUUCUUUUCCGGAAAACUACAGGUAUCGUCUAAGUGAGUUUGAGCAUCUGGUAAAAACAAUUACAGAAAGAAACAAGAAAAACCGAGGUUGUUGAUAUUGGGCUAUCUAGGUGCCUAUCUGAAUGGUUUGAUUGUACAUCAGCUGACUGUGAGAGCAGUUGAAGUACGACACAACUACUGUGCACUUACAGCACCUGCGUUUAAUGUUCUAGUCGGCCUUCAGUGAGUGUCAUUUGGAUGAACAGUGUGUGUAAGGGUAGAAUCUAGUAUGCUCUAGGUUAUUAUCUAAGAAAAUAGAUUUCAUUACAGUUUUGAAAUGCUUAUCUGUCUGUCAAAGGAAGGCUUUUUCAUUUCUGUGGAAAUCUAAAACUUGAAUAUGCUGAAUUUGUGUCUUAAGUUUGCUACACAAUACAGUAUUUUAAAUUCAGACAUGAAACUUUUAUGCUUGAGGUAUAAAGAAGCAAAUGGCCCUGAUAUAAAAAGAAGGUGGUGCGUUUGAAAUGAAACUAGGUUUUGAAACCAUUAUCCUGAGAAGUAAGUUAAAUCUUUAUAACAUAUAGGUACUGCUGUUAUAGAUGACACCCAUUUUUAAUUAUUUUGUUGAGCUUUCUGUAAAAAGACACGUCACUGUGGUUGCCAAAUAUAGAAAUGCAGAGUAAAGCGUUCCCAAACAGGCACAGAUCAGAUACAAAAUACUACACUGGCUUUGUUUGCUUAAAUUAUUUUGUUGGUUCAUCACUACUUCUCAUUGUCUUUCUGCAGUUAACUAAAUCAAGUUCAUUUUGUUCAAAACAGGUUUUAUCAGAUGCGCUUCUUUAUUUUUAAUAUUACAAGAACUCGUGAACUGCUUUUGCGCUGAACAUGGUCUUUACUUCUCACUUAGUUAUUUGUGAAGAGAUCUGGUAUCUUGAGAUAAAUACUACUCUGUAAAGCAAGCUGGAAGCUACCAAGCUCCAGGGAAAAAAAGAAAGACUAUAGCUACAAAUAAGGGUAGAGGUUUGAGUCCAUGUGCUAAAUAGUCCCACGGUAAGGCCAGAAUUAUUUCUGAAAUGAGUAAUUGGUACUUGCACUAAACAGCAGCACGCUUCUAUGCAGAUGCUAAAAGUAUUUUAGGAAAAAAUUGACUAUUAAGCUGCUAAAAAUGCUUAUUUCUAUUCUCUGAGGUUUGACCACGAGGCUAGCUUCCUCUUAUAGCAGUGCCCUUUUAAGAAAAUCCAGCUGUGCAUUUAUUUCAAGAAUACAGUUCCACAGAAACAUUGAUUUUCUCCAGCUACUGGAAUUGGCUAUGCCAAAAAAUGUGUGUUUUGCUGCUUUUCAGUAUUUCCUUUCUAAAUUUCGUGUAAAUAUAAAUGGGGAUUUGAAAUUAUGGGGUGGGUGUGUGUGUGGGGAAAAAAGCUCUACAAGGUAUCUAUGCGUGCUGUUUCCUGUGUUGAGGGUUUUGGUACAGUUUCAGAUUGAUUUGUUCAAGUAUGCUGUUUGGGAAGGAGAACUGACUUGGGUUUUUUUAUCCCAAUACAGACUUGUCCCUCAAAAAAAGUCUGAGAUUGGGUAGUGGCAUAAUGCCGUGGUGUUUUAAAGAAUAUUCCUUUUGAAUGCAAGAUCUUUUCAACAAAAUAGUGUUGUCAUCAGUUUGGUACUACGUGCUUAUAAUUACUGUGUAAUUAUAAAGAAAUACAAAAAACUUUGACUAAUUAUGUUGCAGAAAAAGGUUAUUUGUGCUAUGAUGGCAUCUUAAGAAUUUUUCAAAACAAAAUUGAAAGAAACAUUGAUUUAACAGGGUGUUGUUCUAAGGACAAAAUGCCUGGUUACAGAGAAUAUUUUGUACUGAAAAGUGCUCAGAUGUGGCCAUGUGUUUGUUUUUUUCCUUUAUAUAUUUGUUUUGGUUUAUUUUUAAGAAUGCAGACAGUUGCUUACUUGGAUUGCUUUAAUUCAUAAGUGCUAAUGUCCUCAAUCUGAUGAUCUCCCCUUAAUGGAUCAAUUUAAUUUUGCCAAAUGUCAGGAAAAAAAGGUAAACAUCAAGUUUAUAACCUGUUUUUAUACAUUAAAUGUGUACAAAAUUAGAAGUGCCCUGAUAUAAAACACUUACUUAAUCUCAAGAUUAUAUUUAGUAAAAAGCAUCAUUUACAUAUCUCUGUAAGUUCAAAUGUAACUUCUUACAAUCCCUCUCAUUACCAACAGAGGCAAUAAAGCUCCAGUGAAAUUGCCA